Molecule: messenger RNA, 936 nt
Organism: Aspergillus lentulus
Lineage: Eukaryota; Fungi; Ascomycota; Eurotiomycetes; Eurotiales; Aspergillaceae
Source: RefSeq, a predicted model, not a curated record
AUGGGUUCCACUGCGCCUACCACUGUCCCUUCUGGUGGCCUCGUCUUGGUCACCGGUGUGAAUGGCUUCCUGGCCUCUCAACUCGCCCUCAACCUCGGCUACAAGCUUCGAGGGACUGUACAAUUCCAGGAUAAGGCGGACUGGAUUACGGAAGCGGUCACGAAACGCUAUCCCGACGCCUCCUUCAAGACGGUGGUGGUGCCGAACAUCUCCGUUCCCGGCGCCUUCGACGACGCGAUCCGCGGCGUGGAUGGCAUCGCCCAUGUGGCCAGCGACCUGUCCUUCGGUAGCGAUCCCGAAAAGGUCAUCACUCCCAUGCUGGAGGCCCUCCGCAGCUUCCUGCGCAGCGCCACCAAGGAACCGAGCGUCAAGCGCUUCGUGUUGACCAGCAGCGCCAUUGCCGCUUUGACUCCGCAGCCGGAGAAGGAGAUGCACGUCGACGCCAACACCUGGAAUGACAGCGGCAUUGAGCGGCGUGGCGUUCGGCGCCGUACGACCCCGAGCGGUGCUAGGACGAAAACAAGCCCGUCUUUGUCGCCAACACCAUCCUUACCGGAUUUUAUUGUGGGCCCAAUCAUCCAUGCAAAGCAGAACGGCAGCACCGGCCGCUGGGUGAAGGAGUUCUUUGAUGACCCUGUCAAUUACUACAAGCCCCUGCAGACCAUCAUUCCCCGGCACUUUAAUGAGCGCCUUCUGGCCUUUGCCGGCCCCUUCAACUUCAACAACUGGUUGAGCGUGUUCCGGAAGAUCGAUCCUGCGAAGCCGUGGCCGGAGGAUGAUCCGAAUCAGGCCCAUGAUCGCAGUACUGUGGAUACUCGGAGGUCGAAGGAGCUCUUGAAGCGGUACUCAAGACCUGACUUUACGUCGUUCGUUGAAAGUGUGCGCGAUAACUGUCUUAAUAGCGACCCGGAGUGGAAGCGGUCGAACUUUCCCUGA